Iphiclides podalirius (scarce swallowtail) is the source of this 1833-nucleotide messenger RNA. The record is from the annotation of a GenBank genome assembly. NCBI's taxonomy places the organism in Eukaryota, Metazoa, Arthropoda, Insecta, Lepidoptera, Papilionidae.
AUGGGCCCACCCUUGAACACGUGGCCGUACAGCCACCACAGAAUGAAAAGAGAAGAACAUGAGACAGAAGAAGAGGGACCAGUGCCACUAGCUAGAAACAUAAGACACUUGCCAUGCAUAUCCAGACGUUCGGGCCUGGAAGGCUUAUGCAUGUUUGCCAUAGACUGCCUUAAAUCAAACGGUACCCAUUUAGGGACAUGCAUUGACCGGUUCUACUUCGGUUCAUGUUGCCAAAUCACUGAUAUUACAGCAAUCCCUCACAUAGUUGAAAAUAAUAUCGAUGAUAACUCCAUAGACGGGGCAAGUUUUGUUCAUCCACAGACCGAAGACAAAGUUCAAAGCGUGGUCAAUAAGAAACCGGGUGUAACAGAGCAUAAAACUACUACUAACACCAUCGUGGAAUAUACCACAGAAUCACAUGUGUCAGAAAGUUUACAGGAUAGAACAGUCCCGGAUGUGGUAGAGCACAAUUUAAACGAAAUAACAACGCUCGACAACAAAAUCGAAAACGAUGAAGGCAAUCCUCAAACCAUCGUCACCGUGAAUACAUCUCAGAAACAGACAACGAAGAUUAAUGCACAGUUGCCCGAUGUGACCGUUACGGAAGUGCCCAUGAAAUUUUCAACCUUCCAAUCGGUAUCUGGUAGUAACAAUAAUGUUGAAACUGAAAAGAUAGUAAGCGAUGGAACAGAAAGCUCUGUUACAACCACUACUCGAACUACUGAAAAUCCAUUUGCAUCUACCGCAACAACUGCCAGCACAAAGCCUCAUGUAUCUAGAAAACCUGUAAAGCCUACAUAUAAACCCAGGCCUACCUAUCGCCCUACUACUAAUUUCACUAGACCUCAAUACAGCCAAAAUGGAAAACCAAAACCGACUAAACCUGUAUCUGUUUAUAACACAACAAGAAAACCUCCUUAUAAACCGCCACCGAAACGGCACUCCACUAAGAAACCUUUACCGUCUCCGCCAAGAUUGAACAUAACUAUAAUACCACAACCUACAAGCACGAGACCGCUAUUUACAAGGCCUAGUGCUCCAGCCAUUACUUACAUCAAUACCACGGUUUCGAAAAAUGAAGACGUUGUAACUACUACCACUACUGUUACUACACCUAGUACAACAACAAGUUCGACAACCACAACAACUACGCCAUCACCGGCUCCAACAGAAAUUACUACAGAUGCUUUUGAAUCAACCACUUUAAUAUCACCGUCUACAUCUAUGUCUGAAAUAAUUACAGAAAAAUCUACAGAAAAGGCUGUUGUCAUCACAACGGAAGUUCCUCUAGACACUGUGCCGCCAGUGUCAGAGAAGGAAAUUACUGUAAUCACAGAGGCGAUCACGGAAAAAGAAACUGUGAGACCGACCACUGAAAUUGAAUUUACUACUACCGUAAUAACAACCACUACACCUAAACCGGUUCCGUCAUCAGAGUUCCCUCCUUUGGUAACGUGGUCCAGUACAGCAGAUGGUGGAACUAAGCCGCCUGAAGUAAUAACAACAGCUUCUGAUGGGCUGGGUACUCAUAUCGACAAUGCAACCCAAACCGGAAACAUCGUCAACGAUCCCGAAGACAACUACAACGACUAUGUCAAGCACUCCAACAACAAAAACAACGACGACGGCUCCAACAACAACUACACCAACAGGCACUACACCAACAACAACUACAAUCACGACUCCAAAAACUACGAUUACAACAUCAACAACAACUACGACUACGACUCCAACAACAACCACGACCCCAAUAACAACAACAACCACAACCACUACGACAACACCUUCCACUACAACAACAGAAAAAACAACGAAACCUCCAAAGACGACCAU